AUGAGACAUCUACUGCUCGACAUUCUACUAACUGCUCUUAUCGCAGCCGGAAGCGACGAGCGGGCAUCUGUUCGGGAACAACGACUGCCGGCGCAUUUGCUAGCAAUGGAGGGCCCGGACACAACAGUGCUGGCUACGGUUCUGGUGGUGGCCGUCCUCAACUCGCCGGCCGUUCUCCCCAAUCCUCCUUCGAUUCCAAUGGUGAUGUCGCACAGAUCUCGC
Mesorhabditis spiculigera is the source of this 222-nucleotide messenger RNA. Lineage: Eukaryota; Metazoa; Nematoda; Chromadorea; Rhabditida; Rhabditidae. The record is from the annotation of a GenBank genome assembly.